GCCGGUGCAGUACACACACCCACACUGAGGGCUGCGAUGUGACUGUUUACCAGAGGAAUACAGCGUGUUUCUGUGGGAUUUUCUCUCUACUGUCAGCCGGAUAAUGCGAGAGGACAGGCGGGGAGUCAUGUUGGCCAUGCGGGACACUUGUGUUGCGGUUCUUCUCUGUGUGCUGAGUUCGGUGUGCGCAGUCGAAGAGACAGUGAUGGAUACAAGGACGGCCACAGCAGAGCUUGGCUGGAUCUCGUUCCCUGCCAAUGGGUGGGAGGAGGUGAGUGGCUACGAUGAGAACCUCAACACCAUCAGGACGUACCAGGUGUGCAACGUGUUUGAGCCGAGCCAGAACAACUGGCUUCUCACGACUUACAUCGACCGGCGGGCGGCGCAGCGCAUCUACGUGGAGAUCCGCUUCACCGUCCGCGACUGCGCCUCCAUCCCCAGCGUUCUGGGCUCCUGCAAGGAGACCUUCAACCUGUACUACCUGGAGACUGAGAGGGCCGUGUCAGAGGGCAUCAAAGGGGUGGAGUACUGGGCCAAUGCCCCUUUCCUUAAGGUGGAUACCAUCGCAGCAGAUGAGAGUUUCUCCCAGGUUGAUUUUGGGGGAAGACUAAUGAAGGUGAACACAGAAGUUAGGAGUUUUGGACCGUUGUCCAAAGGCAAAGGUUUCCACUUGGCCUUCCAGGAUCUUGGAGCCUGCAUGUCCCUCCUGGCUGUCAGAGUGUUCUACAAGAAAUGUCCCAGCGUGGUUCAGAACUUCGCUUUCUUCCCAGAGACACUGACUGGAGCAGAGUCCACCUCAUUAGUCAUCGCUAGAGGAAGUUGUAUUCCCAACGCUGAGGAAGUCGACGUGCCCAUAAAGCUCUAUUGUAACGGAGAUGGGGAGUGGAUGGUGCCCAUCGGCAGCUGCAGCUGCAAGGCGGGGUUUGAACCGGACAAUGGCAACGUUUGCAGAGCAUGCCCUCAGGGCACCUUUAAGUCGUUCCAGGGGGCAGGAUUAUGUCAGCAAUGUCCACUCAACAGUCGCUCCACCAUCGAGGCCGCCACCCUCUGUGGAUGCCGCAACGGAUAUUACCGUGGAGACAUGGACAAAGCAGAGGACGUGUGCACAAGUGUCCCUUCGGCUCCUCGUAACGUGGUCUCAGUCGUCAACCAGACAUCAGUGAUGGUGGAGUGGCACCCACCGCGGGAUAUCGGGCACCGUGAAGACCUGUCGUAUAACGUCCUGUGCCGCCGAUGCCAUAGCAACGAGCGCCGAGCGUGUCAGCCGUGUGACGACAGCGUGGCAUUUAUUCCGGGCAAGCAAGGGUUAAAGGAAACGAUGGUGGAGAUCAGCAAGCUGCGGGCCCACACAUCAUACACCUUCGAAAUUCAGGCAGUCAACGGAGUAUCCAACAAAAGCCCUUAUCCCGCCCAACAACUGUCAAUCAACAUUACAACCAAUCAGGCGGCUCCCUCUGUAGUUCCCAUAAUGCACCAAGUGAGUUCAACUAGUCGCAGUUUCUCGUUGUCAUGGCCACCGCCCGAGCAGCCCAACGGAAUUAUCCUCGACUACGAGAUACUAUACUUUGACAAGUCCCUGUCCUCAUCGCUGAACAGUUCAAUGGUCCAGAGCAAGAUUCCCAAUGUGGUUCUGGAGGGUCUGAGGCCAGGGACCGGAUACGUGGUCAAGGUGAAGGCCCGCACUGUGGCUGGAUAUGGUGCCUACAGCAAGGAGAUGCUCUUCCAAACGCUCACCGACGAUGAGUAUAAGUCAGAGCUUGGACAGCAGCUCUCUCUGAUUGCAGGCUCUUUAGUUGGUGGAGUGUGUAUCGUAUCAUUGGUUGCUAUUGGCAUCAUCUGUACCAGGAGGAGGCAGUUGAAGGAGAGUGUGUACGGUGACAAGCUGCAGCAGUACAACGCAGGAGGAGAGGUGACAAUGAGGCCGGACAUGUUCAGCGGGCCAACACCCACUGUGACCUUUCCCACAAUGUCUGACGGUCAUAGUUCACCGGGGGUCAAGAUCUACAUUGACCCCUUCACCUAUGAGGACCCCAACGAGGCAGUAAGGGAGUUCGCCAAGGAAAUCGACCCCUCCUGUGUCAAAAUAGAGGAAGUCAUCGGAUCAGGUGAGUUUGGGGAGGUGUACAAAGGUCGUCUGAAGCCGGUCGGGAAGAAAGAGAUUCCUGUGGCCAUAAAGACCCUGAAGGUCGGCUUCUCUGAGAGGCAGAGGAGGGACUUCCUGUCCGAAGCAUCCAUCAUGGGCCAGUUUGACCAACCGAACAUCAUCAGACUGGAGGGCGUGGUCACCAAGAGCAGGCCCACGAUGAUCAUCACAGAGUUCAUGGAAAACGGAGCUCUUGAUUCAUUUCUCAGGCAAAAUGAUGGGCAGUUCCCAGUGAUCCAGCUGGUGGGUAUGCUGAGAGGCAUCGCGUCUGGAAUGAGGUACCUGGCGGAAAUGAGUUAUGUUCACAGGGACCUGGCUGCUCGGAACAUCCUGGUGAACAGCAACUUGGUGUGUAAGGUCUCUGACUUUGGAUUAUCACGAUAUCUGGAGGACGACACCUCUGACCCGACCUACACCAGCUCACUGGGAGGUAAAAUCCCAGUGCGCUGGACGGCCCCGGAGGCCAUCGCAUACAGAAAGUUUACGUCGGCCUCAGAUGUCUGGAGUUACGGGAUAGUCACCUGGGAGGUGAUGGCAUACGGAGAGAGGCCUUACUGGGACAUGAGCAACCAAGAUGUGAUAAAUGCCAUCGAGCAGGACUUCAGGCUGCCAGCGCCCAUGGACUGUCCCGUAGUGCUGCACCAGCUGAUGCUGGACUGCUGGCAGAAAGACAGGAACUCGCGACCAAAGUUCCCCGAUCUCGUCAGCAUGUUGGACAAAAUGAUACGCAAUCCUGCAUCCCUCAAAACCGGCACUAAUAACAUCCCUCCUGCACCUUCCCAUCAUCCCUUGUUAGACCGCGGGGCUCCAGACCUGAGCAGCGUGAGCUCCGUGGAGGACUGGCUGGCUGCGUUGAAGAUGACCCAGUACAGAGACUCCUUCCUGGGCUCCGGCUUCACAUCUUUGCCACUCGUCACAGAUAUCACAGCCGAAGAUCUUCAGAGGAUCGGAGUGGCUCUAGCUGGACACCAGAAGAAGAUCCUGACCAGUGUUCAGUCGAUGAGGCACAACAUCGAUGACCAGUCUCCUACGGAAUCUGUGUAACCACAGCGGAGUGAUACAGUACGAAAUAUUUGACGAGUGUACAGUCUGAGCGAGCAGGCUGUCAUCUCUUCACACGUCUGUUUUACCCUCAUUCACUUUUGUUCACCACUCCUGGAUAUAAACCACUCUACAUGUUUUUAAAUCACUGUGGCUGUUUUUGUGGCCUCAUGACUGCGAGUCGACGGACAGACCCAUUUCACACCUUUUAGUAAACUGACAAAGACUAAAUGCAAGAGGGAAAAACAAAAGCAGAAAAUAGUGUCUGGACUCACUGUAAUGGGUACAAUCCCAACUGACCAUCCCUUUUCACCACAAAUCUCUGUGGAGGAUCAGUUUUUACCAGCUUGACUGGUUGAUUCAAGGAUCAAUGAUUAGAGGACUAUGAAUCUCACAAACAUGCUACUGUGAAGAGAAAACUGACAUUGAUAUACAGAAACACAAACGGGUCUAAAAGCCUGAGAAAGAGUCUUUUGAAACAGUGUUUCCGGAGAGCCCUCACAGACUGUUUUAUCUCCAUAACGUUUCGUUGAGACUGCUUCAGUGUGUUGGUGAAAAUUGCUACAAUUUGAAUCCAGACGAGAGACAAAGGUUAAAUGGGACUUUUGGAAUCUAUCUUCAUAUUGAAGAGUCUGUACAUAUUAUGAUAUGGGAUUUUUAUUUCCCAUUUGCUCAUUAUUUCACUUUCUCUACAGCAUCAAACAAUUAAUUGUGUUUCGGUGUUUUGUGAGCUCUCUAUGAUUAUCUUCCUCUGCCUGACUCAUCACUGGAACAAACUUUAAAGUGGACUGCAGACAAAAGAAAAUGGAAAAAAUAGGUUUCAUGCUGCUGUGUUUUACUCCUUUUUAUGCAGCACAAGAAAAGACAAACCCUUUCACAGAGAGAGCUUGAAAAGCUUGGCCUACUUAAAAUACUUAAUUCAGAGGUUACUCAUUAUGGAUGAUGUUUUACAAUCAGCGCACAUGCCCUCUGAGUAAAGGCAAUUAUAGACCAGGAAACCAAAAUCAGAUAAAGAAAUAUGAAACCAGAGCAGUGUUAUACGUCUGUUUCCUAUCUGGGAAGCAACUUGAGAGUGUGGGAGAAGAGGAAAGCAGCUUCGGAGACUGUGGAUAUUGAGUCAUUACCAGCUGCUGAGGAGCACCUGUUGAGAAGAAACAGCAGUGGCCAGAUUAUCCUGAAAGGCUGAAAAGGUAUUCCCAUCCAAUGUUCUUGUGAUUUGGCUGCAAACACUUAAGCCGACUGCCAGUCAGGCAUUAAUACAACACAAGAACAAACCAGACAUCCAAUGCUCAUGUACUGUUCACGCAUGAAACAAAUCUCAUUUCUAUCAAAGACGGUAUGGCCGCCGUCCAGAUGGUAAUCGCUCUACAGCAGGCAGGCAGGGGCCUUUGUUUCAACUCCUUUUUUCAUUCUCUGGCUGCUGAACACGUCCCAUGUUGUUAGAUUCUGUUGUGACAGCCACAUUUCCUCCAGAUUGACAUCAGUGAUUAAUAUUGUUGUGUCAGAUUGCAGAUGAAAUGACAUGAAGUGACCUAUUCACAUCUGUGGACGGCAACCUUUACGCAACACUCGUUUACACGCAACAAUGAUUGAUUUUACAGACAUGUCAGAGAAGGGGAUCUAACGGGAAAAGAUAGUAAAAUGCUGGAGGGGUCAAGAAGGGAAUCAGAGGCUUGUUUGUCAUGAUUCUGUGCGGAAAUGUGAGGUUUGAUGCACCGGUCCUGACACACUGUAAUAUCAAGAAUGCCUAAUCUGUUUUAUCUGAGCGCUGAGCAGAUUACCAGCUGUGAAACAACAGAAAGCCUUCAGCCCAAACCUCUAGUCAUGGGUUUGCUCCCACAUCCCGAGGAUUACCAGUCGGCAGCACUGAUUGGAUGUUGUGAUUUUGAGUUGUCAUCCCCUUAGAGCCGUGCACACAAAAGAAGUGAUAGUAUUAAGUUGUUUCCUUUCAACUCGUUUCACCUCUAACAUGUCCUACAGCACUAUGUUCGGAGCAGCCCUCACUCUGUUUAUUUAGGAGCAUUGUGACAUUGAGAGGUCUGUGACUAUUUGAAACUUCCAAAAAUGUGCCACUUUUUUUGGGCUACCGAAAAUUGCAUUUGUUGCCCGGCAACUAGAGCUUAUUGAACAUUUUAUGAGGAAGUAUUGAGAUCAACUGGGAGGGUGUCAGUGGUUCAGAGGCAUAAUGGUUGUAAAUAAAUGCCUGAGCAGAAACAGUACAGCGCUGGAUCGGGGGUUUAACAGAGAGCAAGGUGAUAAGUGUGCCUAAAUCCUCAUAUUGAACGCCAUCUAAAAAAUAUGUCAUGCAGGAGAAAUGAAAGCAAUCAUCCCAGACAGGCUUAUACAAUUAUUAUGUUGCAUUUAGCUACUGUAAGUGUGAUUAAUCUAUCCUUUGCUCUAUUUACCAAGGUUAGAUGUGAACUUUCAGAGGGUGCUUACCUGACCCCGUGUCAGUGUUUGUGAAUGAUCUACAGUUCGCUUUGUAUUUAUACCAUGACAUGUCUUGGUUUGAGCACAAACAGAGAGGAGAACUCAGGAAACGGAUGUGAGGCUUUCUUUACAUUGCUGCAUAAAAUGCGAUAAUUUAUUGGUAGAUCUUGCACUAUAUACUCAGAUUAAUACGAGAUUAGGUGCUUUAUAAGCGCUCCUGAAAUAAAUUGUUUUUUGAUGUUAUUUUUCUGAAGUGCUUAUUAAAAGUUAAAUCCAACCCAUAAAAGAAAGGAACAUAUAACUUAAUGAUUUCAGAGGCUUCCUGAUAAUAUCAGUGCAGAAUGCCUGAGCACGUCUCCUAGUUCACGGCUAAAUUACAUUUUUAAUCCUUUUUAUUAAAAGUGGAGAGUUUGACAUCAAGCUUUUCAAGUGCUUCUCUUUUUGUAUGGAGAGUUUUUAGUUCACCACGCUUCUAAUGAAACUCCAUCCUUGACAUUUUUGCAACUAUUUGUUAUUCAUUACUAUUUUACGCACAUAUAUUGUGCUUUUUCACUGUAUUAGAUUUAAAACUAUUUCUCUAAGACAUCAGCUGUGUGCCAUGCUAUGCUACAUUACAAACUAAAUCACACUGUUUACACUGGGAAAGUAUGUCAACAAAUCUGUUUCUUUUGUUGUUAAUGGUCACUGCAUUUGCAUCUGUGCAUGUAUUCAGUGUUCAGCACCAAGGCAUAUCGUUUGUAUCUUUUAGGUAUCACAAAAACUAUAUAUCCUUGUAAGACACAGGAUAUCUGUUAGAUUUGAUUUCCCAGUGUUCUUCAUUACUUUGAUCUAGUUCAUCGCAGCAUUCUUGGUACAUUAUCACCAUCUGUGAUUACAGUUAAGUAGUGUGAAACCAUUUCAAAUCAUGUAUGAAUGUUCCUAUGCAUGUGAGCUUGCAAAAAGAUGAAUGAAGAAUAACCUUUCAUUUGAUAAACAUUGUUACCCCAAUUACAGUUUACCUUGUGUUAAACCAACAAAUAUCCACUCCUGAAUAACUCAUAUUUAUGAAUGCGAGUGAAACAAGCGUUCUAACUCAUCGCCAUCUCCAGAGUUGUUUUAAAACAAUCCAUUUUUAGACAGCCUUGAAUCCUUUUUUGAUGCAAUAACACAUGUAUUCUUGAGAUAGGGUAGCGAACAAAUCCACCCAAGAUAAAGUAUCCCUGCGUUUAUUAGAAUAAGGAAUGGGACUUUUAUAUGCACAAAGAGCUCCUCUUGCUUCACAUCCCCAUACAGCAUUGUUUUGAGCUACUGUAAUUAAAGGUGGAUAUCCCCUAUAAAAGAAAAGAUAGAAAUAUGCCUCUAUUUGUACAUAACAUAAUCAUAAUCUUGUGGAUUUAGUGUUACAGGAACCUUUGUGGAAACGUGCUGCUCUGAAAAAGGUUAGCAUGUAUCUGUGUCCACAGUCUCAAAUGGAGGUUUGCUGUUCCUCUCAAUGGGGACGACAGUUGAAUAGUGGUACAAAUGGCAGCAGACGUACUGUAAGCCCUUGCUCUCUGUUACUGAGGGACUGACACCCAAACCUGACAUUUACUGCAGAUGUGUAAGAUAGAGAACUCCAUUCAGAAUCCACUGUAUCUGUGGUGGACGUAUAACAACAUGAUGUUACAUUGUGUCUGGCCAAUUAACCACGGAACGGGAAAAAAAUAACAAUAUUCGACAAAAUAGGCAGAGAAAUGCGAGGUGUGUCACCGCCUCUAAGUGCUUUAGGGUGGAUUCAUCUUCUAAAGGCAUUUAUUUUUCUGGAGGCUUCUCUCCUCUCCUGUUGCUCUGGUGUAAUAGAUACGGUAGGUGAGCCUGGAGAUGAGAGGGAAAGAGUGAAAGGGAAUAUGGAAUAGAUGGGGCCAGAGGAGAAAUAUUACAGAAGGGAAAAAAGGAAAAGGAGGGGGUGAAGCAGAGCUCGACACUGGUGUUUGAAUAAAAAUGAGGCUGGGUGUGGAGAGAUUACUCUUUCUUUUUUUGUCUCCCUCUCUCCCUGCUCUACCCAGCCGUCCUCUUUCUUCUGCUAAAGCCUCUCUGUACAACUCACUCUGCUUCCACUCUGUAUCUCCACUGACUUAACAGCUCACUUUUCUUCUUAGAUGCAUGUUUUCUCAAAAACAUUUUGACUUGCAUCUCCUGAUGAUGUACAUUAAAAUCACACAAACCCUUCAGUGUGGUAUGGGGGGUUUCAAGGAGAGCAUUUAUCCCAAAACUGUGAACGUCAAGGUCUUCUUUACCCACAAAUGGCAGAUGUAUUGUGUUCUUCAUGUGUUAGGUCAUUCACAGUGUUUGAUCAAAUAACUAAAACAGUCUGGCUAAGGACACAUGCAGAAAAAAGUGUUUUUCUACUUUUAUUUAAUUUUAAUUUAUUUUGUUUCCUAUUGCUUGCCAUUGUUUUCAGUAUGUGUGUAAUGUAUUGGUUUCUCUUGAAAAAAGAACAGCUCAGUAAUCAGCUGUAGUCUGCCUUUCUCUGUUUACCUGAAACUGUUAUAGGUGUUACUGCUUUUAUUAUUGGAGCAGCCCACUGUAAUGUACUAUAAUGCUGUAAUAUACCGUGAGUAUGCGUGCAUCUGUGUGUGUGCUCGCUAGUGUGAGUGUGUGUGUGUGUGUGUAAUAUAAUGUGUGUGUGCUCCUCCGUGUACAGUACAAUGUUUGUAUAUCGUGCGUGUGUGAGUUUGUAGCUGUUAACUUCCUGAGUCUUACAUUUACAAUGCACUGUUUGUCAAUAAAGAAGACAAAGCAAUCAAGCUGA
Molecule: messenger RNA, 8384 nt
Organism: Trematomus bernacchii (emerald rockcod)
Lineage: Eukaryota; Metazoa; Chordata; Actinopteri; Perciformes; Nototheniidae
Product: ephrin type-B receptor 1-like
Exons: 20
Coding region: 104-3187 (1027 amino acids)
Biological process (GO): protein phosphorylation; axon guidance; cell surface receptor protein tyrosine kinase signaling pathway
Cellular component (GO): plasma membrane; neuron projection
Molecular function (GO): ATP binding; protein binding; transmembrane-ephrin receptor activity
Source: RefSeq, a predicted model, not a curated record